AUGAUGCUAACAAGAUUACUAUGGUUUACAUUAGGUUUAAAUUGAGCUUUAGCUACAAUGACCCACUUCAUAUUUAGAGAUCUAUGGGCUGAUCGACUCUCUCUUUCUUCCCAAUUGGAGGAGAAAUUCGGCGUCUUGGGGACUAGGGUUUCUGGUCUUGAAUCAAUUGUUCAUGAUUUUCCCAAUACUGAUCAACAGCGCCGAGCAACUUUCGCUCUCCCUCUUGCCACCAUCAGAGCACCAGAGAAGGUAGUCUGCUACCAUUGCCGCCACCCUGGUAGAGCAACAACAAAUGCUCCAGUUGUGGAUGAGGAGAAGACAUAA
Solanum verrucosum is the source of this 324-nucleotide messenger RNA. RefSeq lists its product as uncharacterized. The record is from RefSeq and is a predicted model, not a curated record. Lineage: Eukaryota; Viridiplantae; Streptophyta; Magnoliopsida; Solanales; Solanaceae. The transcript has 2 exons.